This is a messenger RNA of Quercus lobata, 1360 nucleotides long. RefSeq names its product (-)-isopiperitenol/(-)-carveol dehydrogenase, mitochondrial-like. NCBI's taxonomy places the organism in Eukaryota, Viridiplantae, Streptophyta, Magnoliopsida, Fagales, Fagaceae. The transcript is spliced from 2 exons. The record is from RefSeq and is a predicted model, not a curated record. The coding region runs from base 37 to 843 and encodes 268 amino acids. Gene Ontology annotation, molecular function: oxidoreductase activity.
CACUAUUCAGUUCACUCCCUGAUUGAUACAAACAAAAUGACAGACUCCACACCAUCCAACAAGAAGCUCCAAGGCAAGGUGGCCAUUAUCACCGGAGGUGCAGGUGGCAUAGGCGAGGCCACGGCGCGCCACUUCGCUGCUCACGGCGCCAGAGCCAUCGUCAUCGCAGACGUCCAAGACGAGAAGGGCCAAAACGUCGCCGUAUCAAUCGGGUCCAACAUCUGCACCUACGUUCAUUGCGAUGUCUGUGACGAGGAACAGGUCAAAACACUGGUAGACACCACAGUCAAGGCGUUUGGGCGCCUGGACAUCAUGUACAGCAACGCGGGCUUGGGGAGAGCGACUCACAAGCGCGAGCAGAGCGUGUUGGAGGUGGACUUGUUGGCUUACGACAAGGUCAUGGCGGUGAACGCGCGUGGAAUGGUGGCGUGCGUGAAGCACGCGGCGAGGGCGAUGGUUGAAGGGCGCGUGAGGGGGAGCAUAGUUUGCACGGCGAGCGUGGUGGCGACUAUGGGCGGCAACAAGUUCGUGGACUACGUGAUGUCGAAGCAUGCGGUGCUGGGGUUGGUGAGGUCCGCGAGCUUGCAGCUGGGGCCAUAUGGGAUACGAGUGAAUUGUGUUUCACCAGGGGUUGUUGGGACGGCACUGCUCAAAGACAUGUUUGGGGUUGAAAAUGAAGAGGCAGAAAAGGUGUACGAGUCGAGUGCCAUCUUGAAAGGUGGGGUGAUGGCACCCAAAAAUGUGGCCGACGUUGUGGUGUUUCUUGCUUCUGAGGAUUCCGAGUUUGUCACAGGGCAUAAUUUUAAGGUUGAUGGUGGGAAUAGUCUCAAAGUUAGCCAAUGAUCCAUUAAAAGCACACUUGUGUGAGUUGCAUAACAAAGGUUUCAGCCUUUCAGGACUGGUCAUGACUUUUAUGGUUGUUGGACACAAGAAGGACGAGGGAAAGGGAAUCACAAAGGUUGGCAUCACAUCAUCAACAGACAGCAGCAGUCAUUGAAAGAGAUUUUUCCCUGCCCAAGUGAUUUUUGGAUUCACAUCCAGUACAAUACCCAGGGUAUUGCACGGGGUGCAAUACCUCAAAUCUCAGCCGUCUGUGUAAUCCAAGACCCAUUAGUUUGACACGUUAUAACUCCAGCCUGGCAAGCCGUGUCUCCCACUUUUUCUUUUCAUUUCAGCUACCCAAUUUGAAUUCAGUAAAACACUCUCUCUCCCACCUCAACUGGGUUUCUCUUUCUCUCCCUAACGCUCCAUUCUCUCAACCCGACUGUGCUUCCACCACUCUCUCAACCUCCAUACUUGCUCUGUGCGUCUCUCUCAAGUCCUCAACCCCUUCAUCACCGUUAGCAGCAUACCCAACUCA